Messenger RNA from Priapulus caudatus, 2269 nucleotides. RefSeq names its product nose resistant to fluoxetine protein 6-like. Lineage: Eukaryota; Metazoa; Priapulida; Priapulimorpha; Priapulimorphida; Priapulidae. The coding region runs from base 96 to 1670 and encodes 524 amino acids. Gene Ontology annotation, molecular function: acyltransferase activity, transferring groups other than amino-acyl groups. The transcript has 13 exons. The record is from RefSeq and is a predicted model, not a curated record.
UGUUUUCAAACUCUACCAAUACCUAAUGUUUUUAUGACCAGUGGUAGGAUCUUGUGAUACUGGACAUCACGUUACAUCAGAAAACCUAUAUCUACAUGGUCGUCACUGCAAUUCUCUUAUGUGUCGUCCUGUUGGGAUUCGCGCUGGAUACCAUUAACAAACGCCACAUGAGGCUUGCCCAGAAGACUGACGGCAGUGAUUCUAGUAACAAUAACAAAGAUUCUGAGAAACCGAUAGAAAUGAUCGAGUCACCAAAAGCAGAGUCUCAAGCAGAGGGUAGACAUCUUAGCGAAAGACUUUUCGACCAGAUCUGGAAAGCCAAGUUAUGGCUUACUGCUUCUAAACCUGGAAAUAUCAUAGAGAAAAUCCUGCUGUGUUUUUCCUGGAAAACCAAUGCGAGCAAGAUUUCUAACACUAAACAAAGUUCAAAUAGUAUCAAAUGCGUGCAUGGACUAAGGACGCUUAGCAUGACAUGGGUAAUAAUGGGCCACAGUUUGACCAGUGCCGUCUAUAAACUAGACAACAUGUCAGUAUUCCUGCGUCUCACCAAGCAAUGGACCUUUUAUCCAAUGCUACGGGCAAUCUACUCCGUCGACACUUUCUUCUGUAUAAGUGGAAUUUUGGUAGUCUAUGGAGCAUUGGCUAAGCUAGAAUCUACACGCAACACCAACAAGCCAGCUGCUAAAAGCCCAAAAUUUUGGCUGUACUACUACUACCAUAGGUUUUCCAGAAAGCAUACUUUGGAUUCGUGUAGGAAAUAUUGGUGGACGAAUAUACUAUACAUUAAUACAAUAUAUCCAAAGAGUAUUGGUGACACUUGCAUGGGCUGGACGUGGUACUUGUCUGAUGACACCAUCUUUCACUGGAUCAGUCCGCUAAUUAUUCUGCCGCUAUACUGGAAACCAAUUGUGGGUCUUGUUUGGACUGGGAUUCUGACUGCGGGAGGAUUAGCAAUAAGAUUCGGAAUUGCUUAUACGAAGGAUAUCGCCUACUCCGAUCAUAUGACAGUACCUGCACCAGGAAGCGAGAUAUUGUACUUCCAUCCAGCGGGUCGAAUUACACCUUAUCUUGCCGGCAUGGCAACCGGAUAUCUACUAUACAAGUGUAAAGGCAAGACGGUCAAGCUACACUGGGCACUAGUGAUCUCCGGCUGGCUGACCUGCUUCAUUACUCUGGGAUCUCUUAUAUGGGGAUUAUAUGGUAAUGCUAUCAACGAAAAAGCGACCACGCCUACGGGUGAUAUCGUGCUACAGACCUUCAGUAACCUGCUAUGGGCUAUAGCAAUUUGCUGGAUUGUCUUCGCUGGUCAGCAUGGCUACGGAGGAGUUGUUAAUUCAUUCCUGUCAUGGAAGGGUUGGGUUUUACCGAGUCGGCUAUCUUUCGGUGCCUACUUAUUACACCCCAUCAUCUUUCUAUGGGUCGAGGCCGCAACAAGUGAAACCGGCACUACAACACAUCUUAGUGAUCAUGAGAUACGCUGGCAAUAUCUUCUUCACAUAUUGUAUGGCCUUCAUUACAACAAUGUGCGUGGAAACACCAUUCAUGAGAUUGGAAACUGCGUUUAUAAAGCGCUAAGUAAGCUUAAUCAUACACUUUGGUAUCUGUACUCGUCCGCCUGUAAAUUACGUGGAUACUUGGGCGUGAUAUGUGGCACAUGUAACUGUCUGUGAAACAAACUCUUCGUUCCCUACUCAACAGAAGAACAAGCUUACCGUAUGUAGUAUACACACUGUUCGUAUAGUGUCCAGGUGUUGACCUAAUGAAAAUGCAAACAAGGUGCGUACGUAUUGCCACCCUCAGGAGUCGAUAAGCCCUACUUUUGUAGUCUAUCAUAAGACAGUGUAACAAAGCCAGCUUCUGACACAACCGCCCGGCAGCAAGGUUUACGUUUGCUAACCAGUAGCAGGGUAUUUUGCAAUUCUAACAUACUAAAUGAUAUAUUAUAUGGAAUUUGAUUUCUGUUGACAGAGAAAACACUGAAUCAAGUUUUAGUAGCAGUUAAUGAAAAAAUGUAAAGUUAUUUCACCCAAAGUGCAUCUCUUACUUCCUAAUUGUUUUCGAAAUUGUAGACCGUGUUAUGUACGUUACAUUUCUGCCUCUUUAAUAUUGCUAUUUUUAUUCCUUUGUACACAAGUCCCGUUUACGGUGUCUAAACUCAAUUCCCUAUUCCUCACUGCUAAACGUGUGUUGCUUGACCAUGAAGAAUCUUCCAUGUGCAAUGUCUCAUUUAUUAUUUUUUAAUGAAUAAAAACCAGUUUAAGAAAUUUUC